Molecule: messenger RNA, 7024 nt
Organism: Parus major (Great Tit)
Lineage: Eukaryota; Metazoa; Chordata; Aves; Passeriformes; Paridae
Gene: UBE2K
Product: ubiquitin conjugating enzyme E2 K
Exons: 7
Coding region: 206-808 (200 amino acids)
Biological process (GO): protein polyubiquitination; proteasome-mediated ubiquitin-dependent protein catabolic process
Cellular component (GO): nucleus
Molecular function (GO): protein binding; ubiquitin conjugating enzyme activity
Source: RefSeq, a predicted model, not a curated record
CGUUCAGCCACGGCCCCCCCGGCCCCGCCGCCGCCCCGGUGCUGCUCCGGCCGCGCUCCCGCGGCCCCUCCUGAGGAGCAGCGGCGGCCCUUUCGCGCAUGCUCGGCGCGGGCGCCAUUUUGGUAGGGCCGGGAGUUCUCCAGCGGAGCGACGGCGGAGCUCGCUGGGCCCGGCGCGGAGGGGGCGAGGGGUGCCCGCUGCGGAGAUGGCCAACAUCGCGGUGCAGAGGAUCAAGCGGGAGUUCAAGGAGGUGCUGAAGAGCGAAGAGACGAGCAAAAAUCAAAUUAAAGUAGAUCUUGUAGAUGAGAAUUUUACAGAAUUAAGAGGAGAAAUAGCAGGACCUCCGGACACACCAUAUGAAGGUGGAAGGUAUCAGCUAGAGAUAAAAAUCCCAGAAACAUAUCCGUUCAAUCCUCCUAAGGUGCGGUUUAUCACCAAAAUAUGGCAUCCUAAUAUUAGCUCAGUCACUGGGGCCAUUUGUUUGGAUAUUCUGAAAGAUCAAUGGGCAGCAGCAAUGACUCUAAGAACAGUGUUGUUAUCGCUGCAAGCAUUGUUGGCAGCUGCAGAACCAGAUGAUCCACAAGAUGCAGUAGUGGCAAACCAGUACAAACAAAAUCCAGAAAUGUUUAAACAGACAGCUCGGCUUUGGGCACAUGUGUAUGCUGGAGCACCAGUUUCUAGUCCAGAAUACACCAAAAAAAUAGAAAACCUUUGUGCUAUGGGCUUUGAUAGGAAUGCAGUAAUAGUGGCCUUGUCUUCAAAAUCAUGGGAUGUAGAGACUGCAACAGAAUUACUCCUGAGUAACUGAGCCAUAUAGAGAGAGCUGCUUCUGUAGUCCAGCUUGCCCCUUCUGGAGGAGCAUCACCAUCUGUUAUUCCUAGGAUUCUAUAUAGAUUCUUUCAAAACUGGCACUCUUGCCUGAUGAUGCUAUCUAGGCACUAUUGGAGACUGAAAAAAAGCGCUCUGUAAAUAAAGCUAAUUAAACGUCUGUGUAAAUUUAAAAAGGGGAAAUACUUUAAUUUUUUUUCUUACUAAAUAUUGUAAAAAUUCUUUGAGCUCAGCUAAGAUAAUGGGGGAAAACAAUGCCUACUUUAGUGUUUAGCAGUGUGACAAAGACUAGCAGGAACUUGCUUCAGGAUUUUGAUUUAGUAAUUCAGAAAGCAACAUUUUGAGUGUUAGUCAUCAAAAUUGUUGGUGCCACUCAUCACAGUUAUCUUACUGUUUUUAACAUGGAUCCUAUGUGCCUGUGGAUUGACCUAUAUUUGCAUGCUUGUACUUAAUAGACAUAUUAGAUAGGGUUGCUGAAGAGAGCACCAUUGAAAUACUCAAUUGCUUUUGUAACUUUUUUCCUGACAGACUUUCAAGACUUACCCAAAGUUCCAAAUGGUGACCUAUUCAGAACCAUUUUCUUUGUAGCUUAUUAAUUGGGAAACCUGAUUCUCCUCUCCCUUACAUCAUACUGUUGAUUAUGUUUCAUCAUCUGUGGGUAUUAUGUGUGCCAUUGCAGUAGUCUAGGCUCCCCUUUAAAAAUAUAUAUUUUGAAUUAUCAGUAGUGAUUUUCACCCAUCAUAUUUUCUACACAAUCAUGUAAGGAGUAUGCCUCGAUACAGCACAAAAAGAUGGAGCUGGUUUCAUUUCUUUUUUUUUUUUGUCUUAAAUAGCUGUAAAGUGUUCUUCAGUACACUCUGGAUAAUAUGAUUUCACAGGGUUUGAAGGAGGACAAAGCUGAUUCUCCAGUGUACUGAGAAUGAAAAAAAAAAAAAGUUGAGUACUUGAUACGAUGCAAUCAGCUGUUUUUUGCAGCAGUUUUCUAGCUUUAUUUUGGGCUUCAGUUUAAGGAUUGCUUACCAGGUACUUUAAAAUUCAUCCUUGCUUGCAUUUUUCUCUGGUUAACACAUGGAGGCUGUGUUGGUGUUUUUACUGUACAUACUUCAAAUGCACAUAGAAGUAGAAGUGUGUUCUCAAUUUAGCUUUUUUUUUUGAUUGAUGUUUCUGAUAAAUGAGAACUGAAAUCUUACCUUGGCUUGUACAUACAGUCAGUCUUUUUAUUUGUAUUAAAAUGACAUUUCAUCCUGAGUGCAAAAGCUUGAAAAUUAUUAGUCUUGCAACUUCAAACACUAGUACAUCUAUUUAAAGAGAGCUGUAAUGUCUUUGUGAAUAUGAUGCUAACUUUUGAGAGUAUAUCUGACAAGGAAGUUCAGAGAAAUCCUGAAACUAGAGAGUGGGGAUUGUGGAUAAUGGAGUACUGUAUCAGUCAUCUUUUCUAUGACUCUUUUGUUUUGUUCUGUUUUUUUUCUCUCCUAGGCUGUGGAUUAAUGGGGUGGGGAAAUAUGUGCCUGCUUGGGGUUUUUCUAGAGCUGUGAAGUACAAAUUGAAAUAGUUUUGCACUUCAUGGUCUGUUUAUAACUCAUAAUAGAUGAAAUCAGGAACAUUAUGGUAUCUGUUAAAUACCUGGAGCAUAGUAGUAGGGGGAACAGAACCAGAAAACAAAGCUGUCAAGACCUGGCUAGUUCUGGGAUAUUCCCUGUACUGCUCUGUCUGAUGUGUCCAAACUUAAAACAGGGCACAGACAGUAAAUACUUUGAACUCAUAUCAGUGCAAUACUAAAUGCAUUUGCUUAGUCUUUAUACUUACUGCUUUUUAAGGUGUAGUCAGUGAUCAGUUGUCUUGGGUUUUCUUGAGUUAGUGUAAAUCAUUUGCAAUGAUGCCAAAGGAAAUGAGUUGUUUUGACUUUCCUUAUAUUUAUUUAUUUUUUUAACAAGAAGCUGCUACUGUUCAGCUGGUUUGCUAAGUGAAAACCAGGGACGGUAGGAAACUGGCAAAAUGCUACUUGUGUUAAUCUCAAGUUGCUGUCUUUUCUGUUAUACAGGCUAAGAACUUCUUGAUUACAUCAACACCUUUUUUUUUUACCCUGGUGGUAAAUAUGAAUUGCUGACUACUUUCCCUUGUUCUUCGCUGCUAUUUAUCAAAAGAAAGAACUCGGAAAUCGUUGUCGGGGACAUAAAACUUCUCAGUAACGGGCUUCUGAACGUGUCUUUCAAUAAGACCAGUCUCCUAAGAACAGCAGGCUUCUCCAACAGUAUGUAAAGUGAUGAAGGUAGCCAGGGAAAGGGGGAGAGGGGGAAAAGAGGUUUGUAGGUGAGCACAGUCACCUCUGAAAGAAUGCCCUGUUAAGUUUUACUUCUCUCAUGAAGUUACCUCAUUUUCUUCUCUACUGCAAAACACUUGUCUUCCCCUUCCCCCUUAUGUAUAAAUGUUGGAUUCUGGAUUUUGCCCUCCAUGCAUGUGCUCAGUAGCUUAAUGCUAGCUCAGGUGCUGGCAGGAAGCUUCUCAAGAAGUGAGCUGGGAAGGAAACAUGACCCAGCAUUAAGGAGACAUCUUUGGUCUGAAGUCCCUCUGAAUUUUGACUGGUGACUCCUUUAUAAGGAAUGUUUUUGUAUUCUUGGUAAUUAUCAGAGUUGAAUAUAGGGAUAAUGUUGUACAAGGUUCGUUUAACUGCAGCUGGGGCUGAGCCCUAGGAAUUUUGCUGUUAGUGUUCAGCUUAUCAUUGUGAGACAUUGUACAUACAAAUGGUUGUUCUGUUUUCUGUGUCACUGAACAUCGCUAUAUUCAGGGCCCUGUGCAUUCACAGAUGUGGAGUGGCUGUGCAGCCCACCCCAGGUGUGGACUCAGGCUGCACAUUUACCACUCCUUGCAACAAGAACAUGAAACAUGGGUACAGUGGCUAAGUACAAAUAAAUCAUGCAUUGUCUUCCUCUAUUGUGUGCCAGAAGAUGGCUUGAAACGGUCAUUUUGAAGUCUAUAUGGCCCCAUUUUUCUAAAGAAGGUAUUGGUAAUAACACUUACGGAUUACCAGAGCAUCCAUUGGAUUUCACUGCUGAACAUUGUAACAUGCAAAGUGGUUUAUCCUAUCUUAUCCAAUUCCUCUAAGAGCAAAGUUCAGCUUUGUUCAGAGGUAGGGAAAUGCCCUUUCCUAUUGCCAAAAGCCUCCAUUUUCCCAUGAGUACCGUACCAAAAGCCCUGACUGUAUUCCACCCCCUUGCCAAAUUCACAGCUUCCUCCCAUUCCUUCUGUGAACAAACUGUGUUCUCAAUGUGACAAAUCGGUGCAUUUUGGAGACAAAAAACCUUAGGAACAUAUCCUGGAAAGAUGCAGCAUUUAGUGCAUUCUGCAUACUCCAAGCAUUUUGAUUUUUAGUAUUUUGUUAAGAUUGCAACAGAGUACGUGGGGCCUUGACUAUAAUUGGUUCGGUAGUAUUUAUGAGCAAUUAGGUACUACUGGUGUAUGAAUAUGUCUUAGUUUUUUUCUAAUUAUCACUGUAUUCAACUGUUUUCCAGGUAAAUUAGUAUUGGAACACUGAUAUAAGGAAUAUAGAAACUUUUUUGUUGUUGUCUGAAAGGAGGAAUUAAAUAGCCAGAAAGAAUCUUACCUUGUAACACCAAAUCUGCAUUAGAUGGUGUGGGUAACAGAAACAUUUAAACUAUGCAAAUUUAAGCCUAACAGCUGUGACUCAGACUAGGCACUUCAGAGCUUAUGUCAUUUGGGAAGGGAGAAGGGGAGUGGGGGGAAAUCAAAACACAGAUUCAAGCGAGAGUUCUUGUUUACUGCAUUGGUCAUGCACUGUUUCGAGAAGUUCCAUUUUUAGCGCAGGAGAAGUCAACUGUGCAUGUCCCUUGUUCCCUUCUGAAACACCACCAAAAGCUGGCUUAGACUUGGAGGCUUGCCUGAAGUGGGAAAUGAUAAAUUAUUUAGUAAAUAAAUUUGUUUUACUGAAAUGCUGAUGAGCACAGAGGUAAUCAGAAGAUGAGGUGUCCUCUCCUGCUCUGUUUUGUGAAUGGAGCUGAUGAGUGGGGACACUGAUUUGUGACCAGGUGCGUAGUUUUGUAUGGUUUCGAUGAGCAGCUGGCUCAACGAGAGAUAGCAAAAGUGUAUUUCAUCAGCAUCUGUUGAAUCAUGGAAUUAAAGCAUGAAAGUCAAGAUGCUUGUGGGUGCCUAAAGCCACUUCUGGGAAGACCAAAUAGAUGUUUUCAGUGUUACCAUUCUCGCUUUCCAGGCACAGCUUUCUCCUAGGGCUAGGCAAAGGGGCAAUCACUUCUUUCUUGCUAGUUUUCUGAUCUGUUCCAAACCUAUUCGUGAAUGAUGUAGGUAGCUCUUCUGCUUGUGGUGUUUGUGUCAUCAGCUGAUUCAUCAUCAGACUCACAAGACCAACUGUCGUCAACACAUUUGGCUUCUGGCUUGGUUAUUCCAGCUGCAGUGCUCUGUUGGCAGCAACCUGACUUUGGAUUUGUUCUCACUGGACAAACCCUUGUGAAUCAUUUGCCCUGUACUGUGCUGUGAUGUUCGAUCUGUGCUGUUACCUGCUUUGUCAGCAUCAAACUGGCUCCAGGAUCGCUUGUGGUGCUGAGCCCUUCAUCAAUAAUAUAAGUUCAGAUCACGGCUCAACACAUGAGGAAAUGUUCUGUGACAAUGCUGUGCUUGUCUGGUGUACGAUCUGCAGCGACUGCUGCUGCUCUGGUGCAGUGCCUGAAGAGGGCUGCUGUCAUGGGAAUGCUGAUGUCUACUGCUGAAGAGCCCUGCUUUUCACUUACCUUUUCCAUCCUAAAUUCUGACUUUUCUAAAAAAUAAAUAUUUACCUAUAAGUACUGCAGGAGGUUGGUUCCUAAGCACCAGACUUCCUGUGGAGGUGGAACUGGGGUGGGGAGGCUGGAAUGCAGCAUCAGUGUUUUUUGUCUUGAAAAUAAAAACUACACAAACACUUUUGUACACAAAUGAUUUUUUAAAUAAACACACAUUUUAAAAGAUGUUGAUUUUUCACUGGGAAUGCUUAACAAUAAAUGCAUGUUUCCCUGAAAACAGUUUUCAUUUUAUUUCUGGUAAUUCAGAUUGUUCUAAGAUUACAGGGUCUACUGCUUCCAUGUCAGUAACGAGAGAAAUUUUCAUUUUCAUGGUGCACAUUAAAAACUUUUGAAGAAGAAAAUUUUGUAAAUAGAAGUUGUGUAAUGGAAGCGUGUGUUAUUUCAACUAGGACUGCCUCAUGUGAUGGCCUGACCAUCCUGAACCACCUCUUGUCUCCUUUCAAAGGCUGUGUCUGAAGAAACAAAGCCGCUAAUACAGAGGAAAAGUUCUCUCUGGAUUUCCCUGCACCACUUAUGUUUAUGUCAUCUUUGUACAUUUUAAACUGUACCUCAAACUGCAGUUGGUUCAUGCACAGGGAGGCGACAGCCUGGUGGCUAAUGGCACUGCCCUGCUGCUCAGCUCCAGAAGAAUCUAGGAGGGAUGAUGACUAUGGAUUUACUACCAGUACAAACUUCACUUCUUUGGCAUUUGUCAAUGUUUGUUAAAUGGAGUAAAGCAAUUUGAAGACAGCGGCUGCACGGCUGAAGCAAAGAGCAGUGAGUUUGCUGUGAAGCUGGUUGUAAUACUGUGUUUCAGAUCUGCGUUCCAUCUUCAGGUGCGUGUCUGUCCCUGCACAGGUUUCUGGGCAGGCUCUGCCAGCUGGAUCGUGCUGCACUGUUUAUGGUGUAAGAUGUUUGAGUUUUUUGUUUAAUUUUACUGUCAUCAGGAGCUGUGUUGUUAUUGUGGUACCUCAUUCUUUAAGAGGGGUGAGGGAGAGGGAGCACUCCCCACUCCCUCUCCUGCAGGUCUUAGCCUGACAAUAAUUCAGAGUUAAAAAAAAAAGCCAAUUUCCCCAGUUUGUGUAGUUAGACACUGACAUGAGUAACUGAGAGCUGCUUUAUUCUGAAAUACUUGUGAAGUUGUCCAACAGCCUUGUCAUUUCUUCCAGCGCCCCAAAACUGGAAGCGAGUUCACAGCUGAAAUGGACUGAUGGUGCUUGCUAGCUUGACUUGUCCUGUACUUAGUUUUCUGUUUCAGUGGCUGUAAUAUUGACACAUUUGGCUCUCAGAUGGGUAACUGAUACCUCCAAUACAGCAAAUCCAGGAUUUUAAAUUGUUUUUAAGGUCAAGUCUGGAUCUGGAGCACCUGUGUCUGGUAUAAUGUCAAAUAAAUUACAUUGCUUCACUUA